This is a messenger RNA of Xiphophorus hellerii (green swordtail), 1774 nucleotides long. RefSeq names its product perforin-1-like. NCBI's taxonomy places the organism in Eukaryota, Metazoa, Chordata, Actinopteri, Cyprinodontiformes, Poeciliidae. Gene Ontology annotation, biological process: T cell mediated cytotoxicity; immunological synapse formation; defense response to virus. Bases 15 to 1571 code for a protein of 518 amino acids. Gene Ontology annotation, cellular component: membrane. Gene Ontology annotation, molecular function: wide pore channel activity. The record is from RefSeq and is a predicted model, not a curated record. The transcript is spliced from 9 exons.
UUUUGACUACAGCUAUGCUGCCCGAUUCAACUUCAGCUCUUCUUCUCCUGAGCGUCCUCCUUGUUCACUCCUCUGUUCUGUCCUGUCGGAUCGGGACCCAAAGCGAGUGUGAUGCUGCUCCAUUUGUACCAGGCUACAACCUGGUAGGGGAAGGUUAUGAUAUAGUCAGACUGCAAAGAAAAGGAGCUUAUGUGAUUGAUGUGAAGACUUAUCUGAGCUCCGCUGACAGCUGUACUCUCUGCUCCAACCCUCUUCAAAACCAUGCCUACCAAAAACUUCCAUCUUCUGUUGUGGACUGGCGUGCCAUCAAUCGAUGCACUGCUGAAAUCUCCAGCAGUCAUCACACCUCUGCCAGCUCUCUGAUUCAGGCUUACACAUCCCACGACACCAAUGAUUGGUCGUUUGGCUUGGAUGUUCAAAAUGUUCUGGAGUCUGGCAAGUCAGAUGUGGGAGGCACCCGCUCCAAUGCUUACAAGUUUGCUUCACAAAGGAGCAAAGAGGACCGCUACACUUUCAGCACACACAGCAUCACCUGCAGCCAUUAUCGUUUUCGUGUAUCAAGCACACCUUACUUAAGCAUAGAUUUCAAAAGGCAGUCAGAAAAUCUGCCAAGUCACUACAACUCCUCCACUGCAGAUGAGUAUGGAGAUCUCAUAAACACCUUUGGCACACACUACUUCAGACUGGUUAUUCUUGGAGGGCAACUAAAACGACUGACAUCUUCACGAAGCUGUUUGUCCUCCCUGAAUGGGUUAAGCUCAAGUGAGGUCCACUCCUGUUUAUCUCUGGGUGUUGCUGUUGGCUUGGGAAAGACGCAACUCACUGGUGCUCUUAAGUCUUGCAAAAAUGUCCUACAAAACCAGGACUCCUCCACUAAUUUCAGCACUGGUCUCCACCAACACUACACAGAGGUGUCUGGAGGAGAUGGUUGGUUGGGGGAGUUUACAAUUUCCAAAAAUGAUUCCAUAAGCUACACAAAAUGGCUACUGAGCCUGAAAAAUACUCCAGAUGUUGUUUCGUUCUCCCUUCGACCGCUCUAUCAGCUUGUGCCAGGCCAGCUUCAAAAGGCAGGGAUGAAAGCUGCUAUUGAGCAGUAUUUGAUGAACAAUGCUGUGAAGAAAUCACCCCAAGAACCACACUGUGAGACCACCACUCCUAAUUUGUCCUCUAACUGCUGCCCUCAGCAAGCCUUAAAGGGAACUCUAUCAGUGACCAUUAUUCAAGGCUACAACAUCAGUGGAGAUAUUGCUGGGAGAACUGAGUGUUUUGUUCACAUAUGGUACGGUUCCACAAAACAGAGCACCCACAUGGUCAAAUCCAACAAUCCGAAGUUCAACGAGAAUUUUGAUUUUGGCAAGGUGGACACAAACAACGUUCUGAGGGUUGAAGUUUGGGAUAAGGACUUGUUCUAUGACCAGUUUCUCGGAGACUGCAGGCGGAACCCGACCCCGGGCACUCAUCAUAUCAAGUGCUCAAUAAAGAGAGGGCGCCUUGAGUUCACAUACACGCUGACCUGUGACCCAUAUCUGACUGGAGACCGGUGCGAGCGUUAUAAACCAUCUCCUGACUGACAGGAGCUUGGUGAUCUUUGGAAAUGAAAGCUUUUCAUUUCAUCACGUAAUAUUAACUCACUAAAUCUGGUAAAAACUCAAAAUCAUUAAUCGUUUAAUUUUGUUAAAGACCCAGUUAAAUGUACAAUAAAAAAUAUUCAAGAUUCUGUGUAACAUUUAAUCACAAGAAAUAACUAUGCUUUAAUAUAUGCAACCAGAAACUG